CUUCCUUCUGUGUUGAAGACAAGGAAACAUUUAAAAGCUGCUUGCUGCUGCUGCUCUUCAGAGGCUCAGCCCGGCUGUGAUCUCAUCAUGUCUAUCCACUGUGUACUGGGAGCACUAAUGCUGGUGCUGACUUUUGAUGGCCAAGUUCAUUCAGGUGAAAUCAUUGGAGGACACCAGGCUGUGAAACACAGCAGGCCGUACAUGGUGCUUUUAGUAACGCACCAGCCUAAUCAUCCGACAGGAUACUGUGGUGGUUUCCUGCUGAAUAAAAAAUUUGUGAUGACUGCAGCCCACUGCCAGGCCGAGUCCUAUGAUGUCUUACUAGGACUUCACGAUUUCUCCAACCCACAAGGCAUACAAAAUGUGUCAGUUGGAAAAAGGUUUCCACAUCCUGAGUACGAUGACAAAGUUCUUACAAAUGACAUAAUGCUGCUCAAGUUGAGCUCCAAGGUAAAAUUCAACCGCAAGGUGAAACGGAUUCUUCUCACAGAUAAGGACGAUGCCACCCCAAAAUCUUGUAUAGUUUGUGGUUGGGGACAAACAGCCAGAAACAACGGAUAUAUGUCUCGUAUACUCAUGGAAGUUAAUGUGACGUUAACUGCAGAAUGUGCAGAGCAUCAUGCCUACUGCUCUGAGGGAGAUGCUGGACCCGGUACUGGAGACUCUGGUGGUCCACUGUUCUGCAAUGGAAAGGCAUAUGGGGUGGUGUCUGCCAGCAUCAUGCACAGGGACAAACCAGUCUACAAGUAUACCAAGAUACCUGACUACAGGGAUUGGAUUAAUAUAACUAUGAAACAAAAUAGUGAGCCUUGACACAUGUAACACUGCAUCUAAACAUGAAUGUGAUCUUGUUAAGAAAGUGACAUGGUUUGACAUUUAAGUUUCAAAUUAAUUAAGAGUUUACUCACAGCUGAGUCAUAGAUGUGAUAGGUGCUUAUAUUAGAUACUACAUAUCCCACUUAUAAUAAUGUCUUUAAAUGUGUGAAUUACUGCAUUGUGCAAGUCCACCAAGCAGGAAUUGUAUCAUAUUUUAAUCAUUAAACGGCUGCUCUCUCA
Mugil cephalus (flathead mullet) is the source of this 1056-nucleotide messenger RNA. Its product is annotated as granzyme B(G,H)-like. The transcript has 5 exons. The record is from RefSeq and is a predicted model, not a curated record. Bases 88 to 813 code for a protein of 241 amino acids. Gene Ontology annotation, biological process: proteolysis. NCBI's taxonomy places the organism in Eukaryota, Metazoa, Chordata, Actinopteri, Mugiliformes, Mugilidae. Gene Ontology annotation, molecular function: serine-type endopeptidase activity.